AAAAACACUUCAAGGAAAUUGGUGUUCAUGCAGAUGUGAAAUAUAUCGAUCCAACGUAUAUGAUCCGCGCAUGUCGAGCAAAUGCUUCUGAUGGAAUUUUCUGCACUGUGCUUGCACAAAAUGCUGUUCAUGGUGCAUUUGCUGGAUAUAGUGGCAUCACAGUAGGAGCUUGUAACACGCACUAUGCUUACUUUCCCAUUCCGGAAGUGAUAGCUCAUCCCAAGUUAGUGGACUCUAACAGUCGAAUGUGGCAUCGAUGUUUGACUUCAACAGGCCAACCUGAUUUCAUUUGAUUCAACCUUAUACAGAGUAUUUCUUAGAGAUAGCUUCGUAAACCCAACAUCAUGAUAAGUAGAAAUAAUACCGAGGAUGCCGUUUUCUCAUUCAAAUUGUUUAAUUGUAUAGCAUUGCAAAUUCAUAGUGCUUUCUUUCACUUCCAUUCAAAACGAAAUUUGAGAGGAAUGACCAAGCAUUGUUUGCUUGAUUUUGGGACAUUUGUUGUAAGUAUAGAGUAUU
Vigna umbellata (rice bean) is the source of this 516-nucleotide messenger RNA. The record is from RefSeq and is a predicted model, not a curated record. Lineage: Eukaryota; Viridiplantae; Streptophyta; Magnoliopsida; Fabales; Fabaceae.